Labeo rohita (rohu) is the source of this 2570-nucleotide messenger RNA. It is a transcript of the gene bmp7a, whose product is annotated as bone morphogenetic protein 7a. The coding region runs from base 171 to 1457 and encodes 428 amino acids. NCBI's taxonomy places the organism in Eukaryota, Metazoa, Chordata, Actinopteri, Cypriniformes, Cyprinidae. The transcript has 7 exons. Gene Ontology annotation, biological process: SMAD protein signal transduction. The record is from RefSeq and is a predicted model, not a curated record. Gene Ontology annotation, cellular component: extracellular region. Gene Ontology annotation, molecular function: growth factor activity; cytokine activity.
CACAGAUCAUGCUGGAUUUAUCUCUGGAUUGGAUUAUUAAACACUUUUCGUGUACUUAAAGCAACUCAACUUUAUGAUAGCCUAUACUUAAAUGAAGUAGCAAGACUUCAAGUUACAUUCAACUGAGGAGUUAUUCUUCAUUCUUUAUUUUGAAGAAUAAGAAAUUGAAUAUGAUUCCAGUGCAGCUGAUCUCAGCUUUAAUAGUGGCGUGUGGUUGCAGCGUGCUCGCGGACGCAAUGCAAGCCAACUUCACUCUGGAUAAUGACAUUCAGUCCAGCUUCAUCCAGCGGCGGCUGAAGAGCCAGGAGCGCAGGGAGAUGCAGCGGGAGAUCCUCUCCAUCCUCGGGCUGCCGCACCGGCCCCGUCCGCUCCUGCACGAAAGACACACCGCAGCUCCCAUGUACAUGCUGGAUCUGUAUAACGCCAUCCUGGAGGACGGAGAUCAGCGCAGCGGGUUCGUGUACUCUUAUAAACCGGUGUACACGACCCCGGAACCCCCGGUGAUGACCCAACAGGACAGUCGCUUUCUCAAUGAUGCCGACAUGGUGAUGAGCUUUGUCAAUCUGGUGGAUCCAGAUGAAGACCUCCGUCUCUAUCAUCAGCACCGCCGAGAGUUACGCUUCGACCUCUCCCGCAUACCGGCGGGAGAAACCGUGACCGCCGCGGAGCUCCGUAUCUACAAGGACUUUGUACACGAGCGCUACGAAAAUGAGACUUUCCGUGUCAGUGUGUUCCAGGUGCUCCAACAGCAGCCCAAAAGGGAGCUGUACCUGCUAGACUCACGAAUGGUAUGGGCGGCAGAAGAAGGAUGGCUGGUAUUUGACCUCACGGUUACCACUAACCACUGGGUUAUAAACCCAGGUCAGAACUUGGGACUGCAGCUCUCUCUGGAAACCGCACACGGUGAAAGAAUAAACCCAAGGAAAGCGGGUCUGGUGGGCAGUGGUGGACCUCAGAAUAAGCAGCCAUUUAUGGUAGCGUUUUUGAAAGCGUCGGGAAUCCAUCUCCGUAGUGUCCGCUCAGCAUCAGGAAACAAACAGAGGGGUCACCACCGUUCUAAAAACCCCAAACCCAGCGUUGCAGCCAGCCAGGUGGCUUUGAAGACAGCUGAGGCCGCAGAGGGUGCCAGCGUAGACCCCAAACAGGGCUGCAAGAAGCACGAGCUCUAUGUCAGCUUCAGAGAUCUGGGAUGGCAGGACUGGAUCAUUGCUCCAGAGGGUUACGCUGCAUACUACUGUGAGGGGGAAUGUGUGUUCCCCUUGAACUCUUAUAUGAAUGCCACAAACCAUGCUAUUGUACAGACUUUGGUCCAUUUCAUAAACCCAGAAACAGUCCCGAAGCCCUGCUGUGCUCCCACUCAGUUACACGGGAUCUCCGUUUUGUACUUUGAUGACAGUUCCAACGUAAUACUGAAAAAGUACCGCAACAUGGUCGUCAGAGCAUGCGGAUGCCACUAAUCACUACGUCUGUCCUGGAUAAAAUAAGGGAUGCAAAUACUUUUAAAUAUCAAAAGCCCAGAGAGGAAAGAGACUCAUUACUGGAGCAAAAGCUGGACUUCUCUGUUAGAGGAGUGUACAUCCAAAGCAUACAUUUUCAUUUAAAACUCAAAACUCCUGGAAUUGUAUGAGGUUGACCACAGCUGAGUCAAGUGUGUGGUGUUCUGGCUUUAAUUUCUGCACAGAGAGCCAAGUUUGGAAUAUCAAAGAGGACAUGAGCAGAUACAGAGAGAAAGAACUGGCCUCAGAGAUUUAACCAGACUGAUCGGGAAUAAUGCAAUGGAUUUAAGCACAUUGCUUUAUAGAGGUUUCGUUACAAAAAACACUCAUAUGAUAGCAUGUUUUUUGUAUGUAAGAGGCCACUAAUGAAAAUGCAUCUAUUGUGGAUUUUUCUUAUUUAAUUUUUUUCCCCACUAAAAACUAUAAGCAUAACAAUGUGAGUUGAAAGUUGAAAGUAAAAAAGGCAUGAGUCAAAGCAUCUUGUGUGCUUCAGCUGAAGAAUUUAGAAUCUUAACUUUUUCAUUUUACAGCAUAAUGUGCCUUUGUUUCAAAUUCUGGUUAUUUCCAGGGUUAAAUUAGAUGAUGAAUCACACAAUUUCCAUGUGGUUGCGGACUUUUAGACCUCACUGUAUUUCUGCACAAGAUGUGAAAUAGAAAUGCAAAUUAUGGGUGUUUGUGAGUCAAAAUGAGUCAAACCAUUGGUUUUUAAUUUCACUCUUUCAGGACACUCCACAAACCCUUGCACAGAUGUUCAGCACUCGAUUAAACUGCAGAAAAUAUGCAACUCAAUUUUGCCUUGAAUCACUUUGGUUUCAUCACAUACAUGAAAGAACACGUGUUUUCUCUCAGCAGUUAUCACUCAUUCAGUGGAUUUGGCCUUUCAGGGGAUUCAGAAAAGUCAAGAUCACUGUUCUGUGUUUCAUUUAUCUUGUUUAUCAAUCACUUUUGGCUUCAUUUAUUAAUACUGCAUUCAAGUUGCACUAAAUGCACAGAAGCAACAUUUCUGCCGAUAUGUAUUCUGACUCAAAAUAUGAGUAUGUGCAUUCAUUUGUCGACACAAUCUGUUGUGCAAGA